This is a messenger RNA of Anguilla rostrata (American eel), 1167 nucleotides long. Its product is annotated as lysine-specific demethylase 3B-like. The transcript is spliced from 5 exons. The record is from RefSeq and is a predicted model, not a curated record. NCBI's taxonomy places the organism in Eukaryota, Metazoa, Chordata, Actinopteri, Anguilliformes, Anguillidae. The coding region runs from base 337 to 1167 and encodes 276 amino acids.
GGUUUUGUGCGAUUUGGUGGAUGACCGCCAGGAGUCGCUGUUUUUAGUUUACGUACACGCCGAGGAUUUGAACUCCGCAGCACAAGAGAGCGCUUGAUUGUUGUGCGAGUAAAUGGCGGACGGAGCGGGGUUGUUAGAUUGUGAACAAUAACACGGCAAAGCUGCGAUUUUUGUGAGGUGAUCGGGCUAAGUGUCCCCACGGCACCUCGCACAGGGGGGACUCCGCUGCACGCACGGCACAGUAGGUCUCGCGGAGGCUUGUUUUGUUAGUAGCUACGGCCCUUGUAAGUGCAUUGGAGUUCCCAGUCAGGAAGUUGGUCUUCGGGGUGGGUAAUUAUGGGAGACUCUCUGGGUCUGGUUGGAAAGAGGUUGCUGCUUCUCUUUCGCGACGGGGGCUCCUCUGCAGGACCCGAACAGGAGCAGGCCGUCUGGACGCGCAGCUGGGUCCGAGGGACAGUCCGGGCGGUCAGCGUGAUUGGUUUGGCCAGUCCCGGGGUAGAGGUGAGCGGCGAAGAGGGAACAACAACAGCAACAGCAGCAGCGGGGCUGACGGUGUUUGUGGAAUUUGAGGACUGUCCCUGGCGCGCCCGUUCGUGGGUGCAGGUUUACGGGGAUGAGGUCCUGGCAGUGCUGGUGGAGAGCUCCAUCGUCUGGGCGACACGCAGCGAGCCAAACCUGCCGGGACCCGGAGUCGCGCCCGUCUCAGUCUGCCCCGCGCUGGCCUUUCGACCGCUAGUGGACCGCCUGGGUUUGGGGUCCCUGGUUCCUGUGGAGUUUUUUGGGAGCAGAAUCCUGAACUUCGUCCCCGAUGGAAACUCUCUGCAGCCGUUUGAGGUGGAGCAGGACCUGAGACACGCCCUCCUGCAGGAGCAGCCGUCCCUGCAGACGGAGGUGGGACUGUGGAGCAGCGACUUUGAGCUGCAGGAGAUCCUGAGGAAGGGGUCGUUCACCCUCCAGGGGCGACGGGUUCGAGUCUACCAGCCGGAGUACGAGGAGCCCUGGGCACUGGGCCUGGUUACCCAGCACAGCCUGGGCACCCACAUCAUGGAGGUCACCUUGGACCAGGUGCGCUGGCCUCCUGUCCCCUCAACCCCAACCCCUAAACCCCUACACAGCCACGCCACCCAAACCACCCCUGACCUACCACGCCCCACAUGCCAAACCUGA